GCACCAGACCGAGAACAUACAUGGGGCAUGAACAGGACUGACCAGGACCAGGACCAGACGCAGGACUAGGACAGAACAGGACCCAGACUGAAAUUGGGGCCGGACUCCAUUCCCAGCAGAACCAUGUACCAGGUUCAGGGUAAAGGUGAGAGGGUGGUUGCCAUGGUGCUAAAAGAACUUCCUGGUAAAAAGACAUCUGGUGAAGGACACGCCCUCCUUGCGGUGACAACCAAGCAGGAGAGUCGUCCCCUCUUGAGUCCGUCCAUCGAUGACUUCCUGUCGGAGACUCGGGGAGACGCCCCUCCCACUUUGUCGCGACCUCUCACCUCUAACACAGCAGUUCUGUCAACUACCCUGGACCUUGUGGACCUCAGUGAGCCGAGUGACACCAGUGGGCGGAGUCAUAAGGACCACAGGUGGAGUCCUACAAAGAGGAGUCCCUCUGAGGACACAGGGCUGAACCACAUGGAGGCGGGACAUGUGGACUCAGGGGGUCUAAACCAAUGGCAUGUGGACAUAGGUGUGGGACGCAGGAGAACCCUGGAGAAAAAAUGUUCUUCCCAUCACUCCUCCAGUGAGCUGCUCUGGUCUGUGGAUUUUAAAACAGAUCCUUUGAUGAAGAACUUUGAUGUCCAUGAUGACCUCGACCUUCUGACAUCAUCAAAGGAGUCCAGGCCGACUCGUCGAAGGACACGUUCUCUUCUGACCAGAAACGAGUCUCUGGAGGACGAGUUCUUCAGAGCCAAGGCUGCAGUAGAGUCAGACACAGUUUUCUGGGAUAAGAUGCAGGCUGAGUGGGAGGAGCUUGUACGCAGGAAAUGGUUGGAUUCUGACUGUGAGGACCAGCAGCCGGUCCAGACCAUGGUCUCACCAGCGGAGAGAGGUUACUUAUUCAGCCCCAACAACCCGUACCGGGAUCAACCCAACGCCUUCCUGGAGGGUCAGGAAAGAGGUCGUCAAGGAGACUUAACUGCUGCCGUGCUGCUGCUGGAGGCCGCCAUCUUCCAGGACCCGCAGGACUAUGAGGCGUGGCAGCUCCUUGGAUCUACUCAGGCGGAGAAUGAGAACGAGCGCGCCGCAAUCGUGUCGCUGCAGAGGUGUCUGGAGCUGCGUCCCGACCACCUGCCGGCUCUCCUGGCGUUGGCUGUUAGCUGCACAAACUGCGGUCUCCAGCAGGAGGCGUGCGAUGCUCUGUGGCGCUGGAUAAGCCACAACCCACGGUACAAGCACCUUGUUGAACUCCAGGGUUCUCCUUCCAGCAGCAGGAGCCCACGGACCUUCAGCCCACUCAGGACAGGCUUCCAGGAGGUCCUCCACAUCUUCCAGGAGGCCUCCCAGGAGAAUUUGGACUGUGUUGAUCCAGACCUUCAGACUGGACUGGGCGUCCUCUUCAACCUGAGUGCAGACUUCAACAAAGCAGUGUCAGCAUUUACGACGGCUCUGUCUGUCCGACCGCAGGACUACCUGCUCUGGAACCGUCUGGGAGCAACGCUGGCGAAUGGGAAUCGUAGCGAGGAGGCAGUGGAGGCGUACACGCGGGCUCUGGAGCUGCAGCCCGGUUUUAUUAGGUCCAGGUACAACUUGGGGAUCAGCUGCAUUAACCUUGGAGCGCACAGGGAGGCGGUCAGUAACUUCCUGACGGCUCUGAACCAGCAGAGGCGGAGCCAACGCUGCAGCCAGCAGCAGAUGUCGUCCAACAUCUGGGCCGCACUGCGGGUCGCGGUCUCUCUGAUGGACCGGCCUGAUCUGGUCCAGGCAGCCAACGCUGGGGACCUGGACCUGUUGAUGCUGGUCUUGGACAGGGGUGACAUCUAAAGGAGGCGGUGCAUGUUGGAACAUGGGAGGAGGUGGAGGAGGAGAAGCACAACCCCUUUAACUAAGUGCUGAUGUCACUCCUGACAAUCAAGCCAUUCAGUUUUUCCAGCACUUUUAGCCACGCCCUAGUGUGACGUCACCGUGGUCCUCAACAUAAAGCUCUUCCCGUUGUUUUACCUGAUCACAUUUAUCUCUGCCUUACAGUGACGUUUCACAAUAAAAGUGCAGAGUCGACUUUUACUGUGAAAGAGCUUCAGGAAGUGACGUGUCUGUUCGCUAUAGCUGUUAGAAGAAAGCAAUAAUUUCUGAAGUCAGUUGCAAUUUGAGACUUCGCCACUAGAUGUCAGGGAAAUUUGAGUUGAGCUGCGGGGGGGGGGGGGGGGGGGGGGGGGCGUAGUACUUUCAAAAUAAAACGCUCCUCCAACAUAAAAGCACUUAUGCAACGCAGUUAUAAAACUAGUCCGUGAUUAUGUUUGGGAUUGUUUUUAUUUACUGACUACUUACCUGCUUGUAUUUACUGACUCUUUAAUAUUUAUGAAUGAAAGUUUUGUUUA
Molecule: messenger RNA, 2369 nt
Organism: Cynoglossus semilaevis (tongue sole)
Lineage: Eukaryota; Metazoa; Chordata; Actinopteri; Pleuronectiformes; Cynoglossidae
Gene: pex5lb
Product: peroxisomal biogenesis factor 5-like b
Exons: 14
Coding region: 124-1815 (563 amino acids)
Biological process (GO): protein import into peroxisome matrix, docking
Cellular component (GO): cytosol; peroxisomal membrane
Molecular function (GO): protein binding
Source: RefSeq, a predicted model, not a curated record